CGGAAGUACCUACAGAACCUGGCCCCGGGGGUCUUAGGCACCGCCGGUAGGCUUGCUCCUCGGCGACCCCCAUCUUCUCAGCAGCUCCAGGAACAGAACUGAAAAGAAGCCGAACAAGGAAGCAGCAAGGCUUGAAGAAAAGCGGAAGUGGGAGCCUGCAGGCCUGACUGGCCUCCUGGGGGGACUGAGACCUCAGGACCGGCUGGGCCGGCGCUGUUGCAGGCGACGUCCGUGCUGGAGCGAUGGCCCAGCCGCACCGGGCUACGUGGCUGCCCCCCGCUCUGCUGCUCCUCUGGGUCCCAGUUGUGUUUUCCAGGCUGUUUGUCCCUGAGCGGCCCCAGCAAAGUGACGGGCAUCGUGGGGGGAUCCCUGAUCGUGGAGUGUCGGUACCGGGAGGAAUUCAUCAACAAUUCCAAAUACUGGUGCAAAUUCCCAUGUAUGUUAUCGUGGAAAAUUGUGGAGACCAGAGAGUCAGAGAGAGAAAUGAGGAAGGGCCGCGUGUCCAUCAAAGACCAUCCUGGAAACCUCACCUUCACAGUGACCUUGGAGAGCCUCAGAGAGGAGGAUGAGGGAAAGUAUGGAUGUGGGAUCGAUAGGCCACUUUCGUUGGACCCCACCUUCCACGUGGAGGUGUCUGUGAUCCGAGCACCAUCGGCAUCACCAACGCCAAGGUCAACCCGACCUGCUGUCACAGCCAAGACCUCGACAAUCACAACCAAAGUUUCAACUGUGCCGUUCACCACCCUGGCCACAGAGGGCACCACCCACAGCACCAGCAGCCAGGAGGAACCGGAGCCCACGCAGAGCUGGAGUGGGAGCUCAUCUACUGAACAAGCGCGGGAAAGCAGGACCUCCUGCCCCAUGCAGCCCACCCUGUCUCCCCUCAGGCUCCACGCGCUGCUGAUCUCAUUAGCGCUUCUGCUGCUCCUGUUGGGGGUCGUCUCGCUGCUGGCCUGGAGGAUGGUUCAGAGACGGGUCAAAGCUGGAGAGAAACCAGAGCCGCCCCAGAGCCGCAGUCAGGCUGCUGAGCAGACUGAGCCCUGCUAUGCGAAUCUGGAGCUGCAGACGAGGCCCCUUUCAGGAAAGCCCAUUCAACCCACCCCGGUGGAGGUGGAAUACAGCACAGUGGGCCCGCCCAGCGACAACCUUCACUACACCUCGGUGGUGUUUGACUCCCAGAGACAGGACUCCAAGGCCUGCAGGAUUCCCUCCGAGACGCCAGUGUACAGUGUGAUUAAGAAGACAUAAGCUCGUGUUUCCAGCCUUACCAACUGGAGGACUCUGCGGGUCACAGGAGGCCCAGGGCUCGGCCUUCACCCACGAACCUCCCUCCACCUGCUUCGCUUGAUGGUGACUGGCAAGGCAGCUGGGCUCCCCAAGGCUGCCCAUCUUGCGCCAUCAGCCAGGCUGGCUUCACUGAGGAUGUCUGGGAAUGCGGUUCUGGAUGGUCCCAUGGGAAACCUUCCAUCCCACUGGCUCUCGACAUCUCUUUCCUCUCUUCUCUGCUUCAUCCCAGCUCCACGUGGCUCCAGGCAAAGGUGUGAUUCCUGUAGCAUGGUGCCUACAAAUAGCUUUGUAAACCGCAGCCCCACGGAAAUGUCUGGGGUUGCUGGGAAGUGGGAACUGGUGAAGAGCCAGGAGAACACAAAGGCAUUGAAAACUGAGUCCUUCUCUUCUUACAGACAAGGAGACCAAGACCCAGAGAAAGGAGAGGCUUGCCCACAGCUCCAGAACGAGUGGCUCACUUCUCUGGACUCUUGGGAUUAUUGUUAAUCUAAGAGGUAUUAAUAACAUGGAAAUUAUCUUAAGAGAGAAGAAAAAAAUUAUUUAAACUUUGCAGCUGUAUGUCUGCAAAAUUGUAUUAAAAGUCCUUUCUUUUGAAGCCGAAUAAUAUUUCAUUGAUGUAUAUAUCAUAUGAUGCUUAUCCAUCCAUUCACCUGUCAAUAGAAUGCUUCUAUAUUUCAGCUCUUGUGAAAAAUCCAAGUUACAAACUUGGUGUACAAGUAUCUCUUGGAGACUCUGCUUUCAAUUCUUUUGGGUAUAUAUCCAGAAGAGGAAUUUCUGAAUCAUAUGAUAACCUAUUUUUAAUUUUUGAGGAACUGCUCUACUGUUACCGGCAGUAGCUAUACCAUGCUACAUUCCCACCACGGGUCUGCAGUUUCUUCACAUCCUUUCCAACACUUUUUUUUUGUGGUUUUUUUUUUGUUGUUUUUUGUUUUUUUAGUAGCAAACCUAAUGCAUGUGAGGUGGUAUCUCAUUGCAAUGUUGCAUUUCCCCAGUGAUUAGUGAUGCUGAGCACUUUUCAUGUGCUUAUUGGCCAUUUGUCUAUCUUCACUGAAGACAUGUCUAUUCAGUCUUUCUGCCCAUUUUCAAAUUGAUUUCUUUGUUGUUGUUGAGUUGUCUAUGUAUUCUGGAUAUUCAGUCUUAUCAGAUAUAUAAUUUGCAAAUAUUUUCUCUCAUUUUGUGUGUCAAAUUUUUACUCUGUUGAAGGUGUCUUUUGAGGACAAAAAUUUCAACAUUUCAUGAAGUUUGAUUUGUCCAUUUUGUUGUUGCUGCUGCUUGUGCCGUUUAGAUCAUAUUCAAGAAAUCAUUGUCAAAUCUGAGGUUCUGAAGAUUUUGUCCUAUGCUUUAUUCUAAGAGUUUAAUAGUUUUAGGCCAGACUAGCUAACUUUUAGCUAAGAAAGGCAAUCCCAAAGAGUGCUCAAACUACCGCACAAUUGCACUCAUCUCACACACUAGUAAAGUAGCUCAAAAUUCUCCAAGCCAGGCUUCAGCAAUACGUGAACCGAAAACUUCCAGAUGUUCAAGCUGGUUUUAGAAACGGCAGAGGAACCAGAGAUCAAAUUGCCAAUAUCCGCUGGGUCAUCGAAAAAGCAAGAGAGUUCCAGAAAAACAUCUAUUUCUGCUUUAUUGACUACGCCAAAGCCUUCGACUGUGUGGAUCACAAUAAACUGUGGAAAAAUCUGAAAGAGAUGGGAAUACCAGACCACUUGACCUGCCUCUUGAGAAACCUGUAUGCAGGUCAGGAAGCAACAGUUAGAACUGGACAUGGAACAACAGACUGGUUCCAAAUAGGGAAAGGAGUAUGUCAAGGCUAUAUAUUGUCACCCUGCUUAUUUAACUUAUAUGCAGAGUGCAUCAUGAGAAAUGCUGGGCUGGAAGAAGCACAAGCUGGAAUCAAGAUUGCCGAGAGAAAUAUCAAUAACCUCAGAUAUGCAGAUGACACCACCCUUAUGGCAGAAAGUGAAGAACUAAAGAACCUCUUGAUGAAAGUGAAAGAGGAGAGUGAAAAAGUUGGCUUAAAGCUCAACAUUCAGAAAACUAAGAUCAUGGCAUCUGGUCCCAUCACUUCAUGGGAAAUAGUUGGGGAGACAGUAGAAACAGUGUCAGACUUUAUUUUUUUAGGCUCCAAAAUCACUGCAGAUGGUGACUGCAGCCAUGAAAUUAAAAGACGCUUACUCCUUAGAAGGAAAGUUAUGACCAACCUAGAUAGCAUAUUAAAAAGCAGAGACAUUACUUUGCCAACAAAAGUCCAUCUGGACUUCAAAAAAAAAACCAAGGCUAUGGUUUUUCCAGUGGUCAUGUAUGGAUGUGAGAGUUGGACUGUGAAGAAAGCUGAGUGCCAAAAAAGUGAUGCUUUUGAACUGUGGUGUUGGAGAAGACUCUUGAGAGUCCGUUGGACUGCAAGGAGAUCCAACCAGUCCAUCCAAGGCAGAUCAGUCCUGGGUGUUCAUUGGAAGGACUGAUACUGAAGCUGAAACUCCAAUACUUUGGCCACCUGAUGUGAAGAGUUGACUCGUUGGAAAAGACCCUGAUGCUGGGAGGGAUUGGGGGCAGGAGGAGAAGGGGACGACAGAAGAUGAGAUGGCUAGAUGGCAUCACCAACUCGGUGGGCAUGUGUUUGAGUAAACUCCGGGAGUUGGUGAUGGACAGGGAGGCCUGACGUGCUGCGAUUCAUGGGGUCGCAAAGAGUCGGACACGACUGAACGACUGAACUGAACUGAACUGAAGCUAACUUUUUAGGCUAGCUUUGGGUUUAUCCUUCUUUUUCUAACUCCUAAAGUUGUAAAGUUAGGUUUUCUUAUUUGAGAUCUUUGCCCUUGUUUUUAAUGUAAGCAUCUAAAUAUCCCGCUUAGCACUGUUUCCAUUGUGUUCCAUGUUUUUGUCGAUGGUGUUUAUGCUUCCAUUCAUCUUAAGUGUUUUCUGGUUCCCUUUAUGAUUUCUUCUUUGAUCCAUUGGUUGUGUAUGAGUGUGCUGUUUCAUUUUCACAAGUUUGUGAAUUUUCCACUUUUACUUUUUUCACUUUUCGAGUAUUUAUUGAAAGAUGAAUAAACUCAAAUUGAUUGGUUACAUAAUCAGUGUCAAUUAGUUUUUUUAAAUUCCAUCUUAUAAUACCACGUAAUAUCUUGUAAGGGAAAAAAAAAAAACUUUUUAAGCCUCGAGUAAUGCCUUUACAAUAUGAACUGGGCCAACCAUCAGACAUAGCUCCUCCCCAUCUCAAUGUGAAUAAAAUGCUAUUAAAAAACA
Dama dama (fallow deer) is the source of this 4527-nucleotide messenger RNA. RefSeq names its product CD300a molecule (gene CD300A). The transcript is spliced from 7 exons. Gene Ontology annotation, cellular component: plasma membrane. Gene Ontology annotation, molecular function: transmembrane signaling receptor activity. Bases 439 to 1248 code for a protein of 269 amino acids. Lineage: Eukaryota; Metazoa; Chordata; Mammalia; Artiodactyla; Cervidae. The record is from RefSeq and is a predicted model, not a curated record.